Messenger RNA from Microthlaspi erraticum, 321 nucleotides. The record is from the annotation of a GenBank genome assembly. Lineage: Eukaryota; Viridiplantae; Streptophyta; Magnoliopsida; Brassicales; Brassicaceae.
AUGGGACGAAAUUGUGUUGGACCAAUCGUGUGUCAACACCACCUGAUGGGAGAGAGUGAGGCCGUGGAUAAGCAUUGUGAUUGGAUUAUCUUAUCCAAAAAUGGACGAAUCAAAUGGAGCUACACAGCAGCUUCCAGAACAGACCAAUCAAACGGAGCCAUUCAGAUGCUGAAUCAAGGAGUUUCAGGCCAAUCAGGCCAUGACACUCAACAGAUGAGGGAAGGAGCCAAUAGAAGAAGCCACUCAUUCCAUGAAGAUAGGAUCAAGGAGGAGAUGCUCAUCUUCAAUGGACCAAUCACGUUCAGCUACCCAGCAGCUUGA